AUGGCGUGGGCAAGACACGCGGCGUCCAGAAACUUCCUCCUGUUUUUCCUCGUCGUCGCCCUCGCAACCAGCGCCAACGCGAGAAUUUUCAGGCAGCCCGUUUUCGGCCGCCUGCUUCCGUUCCCGGGAAGACUACGAUGCGUGCUGCGCGCCGAUUUGAGCGCCAGCGAGGUGCUCAGCUCGUCACUGGGAGGCGACGCUGCUGCCCAUGCUGAUCUGUGGAUUCGUCUGUACUGGUAUCAGGAGCAGCUUAACGCACACGUGCACUUCAACGGUCACGAUCUCACUGGCAACCUUCCCCCCCUCAACCAGUCGAUCAACCUCGGCUUCAGAGGCCAGAACGGCCCCGUCGUGUGGAACAUCGAGGGCACGUGGACCGUUAAAAACCCGCAGCAGGUUGAGCUGGACCGUUGGAUCAUGGGCACGCGGAGAACGAUGGUUCCUGGAACGUCGAUGACGUUCCAAGAACUAAUCCAUAAAAUCGACAAGAAUCCCACCAAGUUUUACGGCACCAUCAGCACGGACAGCUACCCGGACGGCGCCGUUCGCGGGCAGUUCAUUCGAGGCUUUCCCAACAUGCUCUUGCCCGUCCCGCGGUGUAAUUAG
Closterium sp. Yama58-4 is the source of this 606-nucleotide messenger RNA. The record is from the annotation of a GenBank genome assembly. NCBI's taxonomy places the organism in Eukaryota, Viridiplantae, Streptophyta, Zygnematophyceae, Desmidiales, Closteriaceae.